Messenger RNA from Dufourea novaeangliae, 435 nucleotides. Its product is annotated as histone H2B-like. Lineage: Eukaryota; Metazoa; Arthropoda; Insecta; Hymenoptera; Halictidae. Gene Ontology annotation, cellular component: nucleosome. The record is from RefSeq and is a predicted model, not a curated record. The transcript has a single exon. Bases 45 to 416 code for a protein of 123 amino acids. Gene Ontology annotation, molecular function: structural constituent of chromatin; protein heterodimerization activity; DNA binding.
UUCGUAUCCGUACGAACUGUGUUCCGAAGCAUCAUCGAUUCACAAUGCCACCAAAAACCAGCGGAAAGGCAGUGAAGAAGGCUGGCAAGGCUCAGAAGAAUAUCAGCAAGACUGAUAAGAAGAAGAAGCGCAGGAGGAAGGAGAGCUACGCGAUCUACAUCUACAAAGUCCUGAAACAAGUACAUCCCGAUACUGGUAUCUCCAGUAAAGCGAUGAGCAUCAUGAACAGUUUUGUGAAUGAUGUCUUCGAACGUAUUGCUGCUGAAGCAUCCCGUUUGGCUCAUUACAACAAACGUUCCACAAUCACAUCUCGGGAGAUCCAGACCGCUGUCCGUCUACUCCUGCCUGGUGAACUCGCCAAGCACGCCGUCAGCGAAGGUACCAAAGCCGUCACCAAAUACACCAGCUCCAAGUGAAGUAAUUCACUGUACGAAC